GCCGGGCCGGGCCCCGGAGGCGGCUGCGGGCGGCGCCGGGACCGAUGGGGGUCGGGGCCGAGGAGCCGGGAGAUGGCGGAUGAGGCUGUGGGAGCCAGCAGUGCUGGGGAGUUCAAAGCCAGCGCGGAGCAGCCCCUGCUGAUGCCCAAAUGAGGAAGCAGUGCCAUUUAGUUCUCCUGGGACACCACAAAGCAAUAUGAAACCUGCUCAUGAGAGAAGCCAGGAAUGCCUUCCCCCAAAGAAACGAGACCUUCCUGUCACCAGUGAGGAUGUGGGGAGGGUAGCCAGCUGCUCUACCAAUCACACGCCAGUGAGCGCUACCCCAGAGUGGUGCAGGAGCGUGGUGGUAACUGGACAGAGCCAAGCACCGUUACGAUACAGCCUUGGCAGUGAUGGUGAUCAAGCAGUAGCUGGCCUGACUGUGGAUCAAUAUGGCAUGUUAUACAAAGUGUCUGUGCCUCCAGCCACCUUCUCUCCCACUGGCCUCCACCCAGUUGUGAACAUGAGUCCUCUGCCCCCUAGCUUUAAUGUAACCUCUUCCCUGAUUCAGCAUCCAGGGAUUCCAUAUCCCCCCAUCCACUAUGCUCAGAUUCCCUCUACGUCUCUUCAGUUUAUAGGGUCACAUUACACAGUGCCCUAUGCUGUGCCCCCCAGCUUCCUCCCUAGUCCUCUUCUAUCACCUUCUACCAGCCUCACCGCCUCUCAUGUUCCCCGUUUUGUGCCAUAUGCCUCUCUUUUUACAGAAGAUGCCACUCCUUCCUCUCAGACUACCUCUCCUUCCCAUGCUUUCAGCAAAGCUGCCGCUGUCAUCUCCCCUUCAGGCCAAAUGCAGCACCAUGCUGGAGUCCAGCCACUGGACAUCACACAGAGUAGAGUUCCUGUCUAUUACCAGAUGUCUCGGCUCCCACCAGGUUAUUCAGCAUAUGAGACCUCCACUGUAGGACAAAGCCCAGAUCCUCCUCUGCAAGAAAGUCAACUGAGUUCAGAGGUAGCCUCUGCCAAUGGUGGACAGAGACAUCUGGAGCAUAGUGUGGUGAGGAGGGCCAAUGAGGCUUUGGCCUCUGCCAGCAAUAAAGCUGAAGGCCCGCAGCCUGGAGCUGCAGUGCAGUGUGUGGUGGAUGGACAGCUCUUUUCAGGUUAUCAGACUCUGAGAACAGAAGACUCUGUACCAGCUCACAGAAGCACGCCAGACACUGACUUGGAGGUGCAGAGAGUGGUUGGGGUGUUGGCUUCUCAGGAUUACUCGAUUCUGGCAGCCCAGAGAAAGGAUGGCCUGAGCCCUUUAAACCUUUGCCAUAAUAUCCCUGAUCAGCAGGGGGACUCCAGGGGCUUGCUGAGGAACCCAGUGGAAACAGCUGAGAAAAACCAGGCCAGGAGUCCAUAUGUGAUGUCCCCUGAGGAACCGGUUAGACACAGACAGUUACCCAAAGGAAUGGUGGUAGCCAAUGGCAAGCCAGUCUUGGUGCGUAUUGGGUCUGAGCCCAUCAGGUCUUCUGCUUCAGAAGUCCUGAUGAGACAGAGUCCAGAUGCACAGACCCGUGGAAGCUCACAUGACAAGGACUUAACCCAGUUGCAUCCCCCCAGCUCCUCACAUCUGCCCUCCCAUUUCAUGAAAGGAGCCAUCAUACAGCUGGCCACAGGGGAGCUGAAGAAGGUGGAAGACCUGCAGACCCAGGACUUUGUCCGGAGUGCUGAGGUUAGCGGGGGCCUGAAGAUUGACUCCAGCACGGUGGUGGAUAUCCAGGAGAGCCAGUGGCCUGGGUUUGUCACAUUGCAUUUUGUGGUUGGGGAGCAGCAGAGUAAAGUGAGCAUUGACGUACCCCCUGAGCAUCCCUUCUUCGUGUAUGGCCAGGGCUGGUCCUCCUGUAGCCCAGGGCAGACCGCUCAGCUCUUUGCUCUGCCUUGUCACAGGCUGCAGGUGGGCGAUGUCUGCAUAUCAAUCAGUUUACAGAGCUUGAAUGGCAACUCUGCUUCUCAGGCUAACUGCCCUCUUGCAGACCAGCUGGUGCCCACCAGAGAGAGGCCCGAGAGAACAGGUCAGGGACCCAGAGAGCCAUCUGACACAGCCAGUGAGAGAGAGAAUCAGACAGAAAGGGACAGUGCAGCCCAGAUUUCCUGUGCAGAGUCCUCCCAGCCUGACCCUAGUGCUCAGCACUGCUGGACAGGCCCAGGCUUCCAAAGAUAUAGCUUGCAGGGGGAGGAGUCUCAUCUAUCCCUGCUUCGUCCCUCUUUCAUUCCACAGGAGGUCAAGCUGUCCAUCGAAGGGCGUUCUAAUGCAGGGAAGUGAUCUCUUUGAGGCCACGACCUGGGAUGUCACCCAUGAGUGAGCCUUGCUUUUUUCAGGUGGAGAAUUUGCACAGAUUGAGUGGUGGGUUCACCAGCCCAGCUGCUCUUUGCCGUGCAGAGCUGGAUUUGUUCCAGUUCAGUUGUUGAUCACUGAGGAAUCUAGAGGGCUCCAGUCCUCAGGGAGCAGCAGCAAUGGGCUAACUAAGGAUGGAGGACAGGGGAUGUGGUUGUGAUCGUGUGACUAGAAGCAUUCCAGAGGUUGGGACUUUCACACAUCUGUCUUAGUGCCCGAGUUUCCUGCAGGGCAGAGUCUGAGCAUUCAGGAUGGGUGGGGGAGUCAAGAAGAGCAGACCCAAAAAGCCACAGCUUAAGGUAGCAGAUAAAAUGUCUGAAGUUCUUAUUCCUCUUUUCAUGGUGGGAAGGGGUGAGUCCUCACUGGGAUUCAGAGGACACUGCUCUCAGCACCCCCUUUCUUCACACAUGCACUUUAAAAGGAAACUUCUUCACAAAUGGAGCUGUUUGUGACGUGGGGAUGGAGACGCAGGUGCUGCUCUGGUGGCCUCUGCUUGAUGUGUCUCCUCCACUGAAUCCUAUUGGGCUUUCUUCUAGCAAAGCAUCUGUAGAAAGAGACUGCAGUGAAUAUUAGAAAUUGGAGAGGAAGGUCCUAGAGGAUGGGUAGGGAGUAAUUGAACAGGGAACUGGGGAAGGGCCUACAGCAGCUGGAAUAGGGUAUGAGUCGUAGUUGGUUCCCCACUAUACAGAUACCUAUGUAAUUAUUUGUCACCAAAGCUAAGUCUAAUUAUAGCAUUUCCUAGUGGUAAUUGCUGUAAUAAAGGUGAUAUGAAGACUGCA
Molecule: messenger RNA, 3138 nt
Organism: Chelonoidis abingdonii (Abingdon island giant tortoise)
Lineage: Eukaryota; Metazoa; Chordata; Testudines; Testudinidae
Gene: ATXN1L
Product: ataxin 1 like
Biological process (GO): regulation of DNA-templated transcription; anatomical structure development
Cellular component (GO): nucleus
Molecular function (GO): protein binding; RNA binding
Source: RefSeq, a predicted model, not a curated record